Molecule: messenger RNA, 1974 nt
Organism: Aspergillus calidoustus
Lineage: Eukaryota; Fungi; Ascomycota; Eurotiomycetes; Eurotiales; Aspergillaceae
Source: the annotation of a GenBank genome assembly
AUGCCCCUCUUCACCGAACACGCAUCGAGUUGGCGCGAUCUUAGGGCCGUUUCAUGCUUCGCACCUGCCCUUCCUCGUUUAACCCCAGUGCUCGCGCCUGCAGAAGAUGAGGUCCAGCGUUACGAAGUAGUCAUUGUUGGGGCCGGACCUGCAGGCCUCAUGCUUCAUCUGCUUCUAGCGCGAUACGGCUUGACAGACAAGUCCUUGUUAUGUAUUGACUCGAAGCCCAGCACGCUCAAAUCCGGCCAGGCAGACGGUAUACAGCCUCGCACCCUGGAGGUCUUCAAGACAUUGGGUAUAUCAGAUGAAAUCGAGAACGAGGCCUGCCAGAUGUGGGAGUUCGCAUUCUGGAACGCCUCUGAGGACCCGGCCAAGGUGAUUGAGAGACGAUCCGUUGUGCCAGAGGUGAUUCCACCUGCGAGAUUCCCGUACGAGGCGACCAUCCACCAGGGACGCGUGGAGCGGAUCAUGGAGACGGAUCUCCUCCGAUACUCGCCGCGCGGGGUCUUGCGGAACACCAGGCUUGUGUCACUGCAGAUUGACGAGAGCACUGAUCCGGACUUUCCUGUGAUUGCUGAGAUUGAAGCCGACGGGGUGCCCCAAGUUGUUCGCACAAAGCACCUGGUCGGUGCAGACGGCGCGCACUCGGUGGUCCGCAAAUCGGUCGGCCUUUCAUUAGAGGGCCAGUCGCUCGAUCAUAUAUGGGGGGUUGUGGAUCUCAUUGUUGACACCAACUUUCCUGACAUUCGCAGGCGCUGCGCCAUCCACUCGCAUGCAGGGUCAGUUAUGGUCAUUCCCCGCGAACGAAUCAAUACUGGUGAGCACAUCACUCGACUGUAUGUCCACAUGCCUGGAGUUGUAGAGCCGGGAAGUGCUGGCACAGAUGCGGACCUUAAGAAAGACGCCAAGGGAAACCGAAGCAAGGUGACACUAGAAGGAAUCCUGAAGCAGGCCAAGGAUGUGUUUGAGCCAUACUACAUCAGGCCAAAGAGGGAUGAUGCGAUUGAUUGGUGGGCUGCGUACCAGAUUGGACAGCGAGUGUGUCCUGAGUUUAUCGUGAAGGACUCUAGCGGUCUUGGUCGGGUAUUUGUUGUCGGUGAUGCCUGCCAUACACAUAGUCCAAAGGCUGGCCAAGGCAUGAAUGUAUCCAUGAUGGACUCAUACAACCUCGCCUGGAAGCUCGCCUACCACAUAAAUGGGAUAACCCCUCUUUCAUCCACUCAAGGCAGCCCAAGCCCACUCCUCGACACGUACCACACAGAACGCCACGCAAACGCGCAACAGCUGAUCGACUUCGACCGCAAGUUCUCGAGCGGCUUCUCGGACAAGGUGGGCACGGCUGAAUCAAAAUCUGGACUCUCGCACGCAGAGUUUGUUGACCUGUUCAACACCGGGUGUGGCUUUACCAGCGGCUGCGGCGUAGAGUACGUCGAGAAUUUGGCGGUUGAUAGGUCCGUCGCAGACGGUAGCUGCCCCGUCAUCAGUGGCGAUGACUUUCUGUCUGGUAUCCUACGGCCAGGACGGCGCCUGCUGAAUGUCAAGAUGAAGCGUUUUGCGGAUGGGUGGCAUCGGGAUAUUCAGGAUGACCUCCCAUCAACCGGCCGCUUCCGCCUCGUCACCCUCCUAUCAACGGACCUCCUCGACCCAACUGGCAUCUCCGCAACAGCACUUACCAAAGCAACAGACCUUAUCAAGGAAUUUCCACCGUCACUCAUCGAACAAAUCAUCAUCUACCCCCGGCUUCCUGGCGAGAUAACAUGGGAAACUAUCCCUUCGUGCGUGAAGGAACAGGCGGAAAUGUCGUUUUACAAUGGUUACGAGCUUGAAGAUGUCUACCGCAUCUAUGGUGUUGAUCCCACAAAAGGCGCGAUGGUUGUUGUGAGACCGGAUGGAUAUGUUGGCACUGUUGCGGAGCUUGGAGAUUCGUCGAGGGUGGAGCGGUUUUUGGAGAGGAUUAUCAAGAGAGCUGGUUAG